Molecule: messenger RNA, 1732 nt
Organism: Choloepus didactylus (southern two-toed sloth)
Lineage: Eukaryota; Metazoa; Chordata; Mammalia; Pilosa; Megalonychidae
Product: RNA-splicing ligase RtcB homolog
Exons: 2
Coding region: 53-1546 (497 amino acids)
Biological process (GO): tRNA splicing, via endonucleolytic cleavage and ligation
Cellular component (GO): nucleus; tRNA-splicing ligase complex
Molecular function (GO): RNA ligase (ATP) activity
Source: RefSeq, a predicted model, not a curated record
GCAGCUGCUCUUCAAAGCGGCCUUAGGACUUUCUGUCGCUGUGGUCGCCGCCAUGAGUCGCAACUACAAUGAUGAGCUGCAGUUUUUGGAAAAGAUCAACAAAAACUGCUGGAGGAUCAAGAAGGGCUUCGUGCCCAACAUGCAGGUAGAAGGAGUUUUCUAUGUGAAUGAUGCUCUGGAAAAAUUAAUGUUUGAGGAGUUAAGGAACGCCUGUCAAGGUGGUGGUGUUGGUGGCUUUCUGCCAGCCAUGAAACAGAUUGGCAAUGUGGCCGCCCUGCCUGGGAUUGUCCAUCGGUCUAUUGGGCUACCUGAUGUACAUUCAGGUUAUGGGUUUGCUAUUGGGAAUAUGGCAGCCUUUGAUAUGAAUGACCCUGAAGCAGUGGUAUCCCCAGGUGGUGUCGGAUUUGACAUCAAUUGCGGUGUCCGCUUGCUAAGAACGAAUUUAGAUGAAAGUGAUGUCCAGCCUGUGAAGGAGCAACUUGCCCAAGCUAUGUUUGACCACAUUCCUGUUGGGGUAGGAUCAAAAGGUGUCAUCCCAAUGAAUGCCAAAGAUCUGGAGGAGGCCUUGGAGAUGGGUGUGGACUGGUCCUUAAGAGAAGGCUAUGCCUGGGCUGAAGAUAAGGAGCACUGUGAGGAGUAUGGAAGGAUGCUGCAAGCUGACCCCAAUAAGGUCUCUGCAAGGGCCAAAAAAAGAGGCCUUCCUCAGCUGGGGACCUUGGGAGCAGGCAACCACUAUGCAGAAAUCCAGGUUGUGGAUGAGAUUUUCAAUGAGUAUGCUGGUAAGAAAAUGGGCAUCGACCAUAAGGGGCAGGUGUGCGUGAUGAUCCACAGUGGCAGCAGAGGCUUAGGCCACCAAGUAGCCACAGAUGCACUGGUAGCUAUGGAAAAAGCCAUGAAGAGAGACAAAAUUAUAGUCAAUGACCGUCAGCUGGCUUGUGCUCGAAUUGCCUCUGCUGAGGGUCAGGACUACCUGAAGGGAAUGGCAGCGGCUGGAAAUUAUGCCUGGGUCAACCGCUCGUCCAUGACCUUCUUAACUCGUCAGGCUUUUGCCAAAGUCUUCAACACAACCCCUGAUAACUUGGACCUACACGUGAUCUAUGAUGUUUCCCACAAUAUUGCCAAAGUAGAGCAGCAUGUGGUGGAUGGAAAGGAGCGGACACUAUUAGUCCACAGGAAGGGGUCCACCCGAGCAUUCCCUCCCCACCACCCCCUCAUUGCUGUUGACUACCAGCUCACAGGACAACCAGUACUUAUUGGAGGCACUAUGGGAACCUGUAGUUACAUUCUUACGGGCACUGAACAGGGAAUGACGGAAACCUUUGGAACAACCUGUCAUGGAGCGGGCCGUGCAUUGUCCCGAGCAAAAUCUCGACGUAAUUUAGAUUUCCAGGAUGUCUUAGACAAAUUGGCAGAUAUGGGAAUUGCGAUCCGUGUUGCCUCACCCAAACUGGUUAUGGAAGAGGCUCCUGAAUCGUACAAGAAUGUGACCGAUGUGGUGAACACCUGCCACGACGCUGGAAUCAGCAAGAAGGCCAUCAAACUGUGACCAAUUGCUGUGAUCAAAGGGUAAGGCCUGGACCAGGACUGCCAGACCCCAGGUCGACUAGUCCUGUGCAACCUGAUCGGAUUUCAUGUUAUGUGAUGUGAAACUUCCAAGUUGCUAAAGGACUAUAGUUGUAGGCUUCUGAAGCCUUAGUUGAGUCUGAACAGCCAAUAAAAUAGAAAAAUCUAA